Molecule: messenger RNA, 1698 nt
Organism: Exophiala aquamarina CBS 119918
Lineage: Eukaryota; Fungi; Ascomycota; Eurotiomycetes; Chaetothyriales; Herpotrichiellaceae
Exons: 2
Coding region: 1-1698 (565 amino acids)
Biological process (GO): carotene catabolic process
Molecular function (GO): carotenoid dioxygenase activity
Source: RefSeq, a predicted model, not a curated record
AUGGCACACAUCUACGACCUCGCACCGCAGGUUGUGUCAAACUAUACGAGCGGCCGGAAAGCAACCGACCAAGUCAAGUACCCAGAUACAGGAGUAUUCCAGGGCUUCAACAAACCCUCAAGACUAGAAGGCGACGUCUUCGAUCUUGAGUUCGAUGGUGUGAUUCCACCCGAGAUCAAUGGAACCUUCUAUCGAAUCCAGCCUGACCAUAGAUUCCCGCCCAUCUUCGAGGACGACAUUCACUUCAACGGGGAUGGAAGUGUGACCGCGAUACGUAUUCAGAACGGACAUGCGGAUUUCAAGCAGCGGUAUGUUCAUACCGAUCGAUACAAUGCUGAGAGCCAGGCUAGACGAGCCUUGUUCGGGAGGUACCGCAACCCAUACACCGACAAUGAGAUCGUGAAGGGUAUUGUGCGGACGGCGGCAAACACCAACAUCACUUUCUGGAGAGGCGUCCUCCUCGCUUCGAAAGAGGACGGUCCACCGUAUAUAAUGGACCCUGUGACGCUAGAGACGAUCGGUCGCUAUGACUUUGAGGGUCAGAUCUUAACCCCGACUUUCACCGCCCAUCCGAAAUUCGAUCCGGACACGGGAGAUAUGUUAUGUUUUGCGUAUGAGGCUGGCGGUGACGGGCAUGACGGUUCAAGAGACAUUGUGGUCUGGACAAUCGACCGUGAUGGAAAGAAAACCGAGGAAGCUUGGUACAAGGCUCCCUUCUGCGGGAUGAUCCACGAUUGCGGGAUCAGCAAGAAUUAUAUGGUCUUACCUCUGACUCCUGUGAAGUGGACAUCGAUGGAUCGUUUGAAAGGAGGACAGAACCACUGGGCUUGGGACCCUAAUGAAGAUCAAUGGUAUGGCGUGGUGCCGCGGAGGGGCGGGAAACCAGAAGACAUAGUCUGGUUUCCCUUCCACGGCCAUGUCGCAGGAUGCUACGAGAACGACGAAGGGCACAUAGUCUUCGACCUCACCGUCGCCGACGGCAACGUCUUCUUCUUCUUCCCUCCACUUGACGAGAAGGAAUCACCCCUGGCCAAGCGGAACCAGCUUCGAAGCCCGACAUGCCGAUGGAUCUUCGACGCGAAAGCAAAGUCGGGAACCAGAGUCACGCCCACAGAAACUUGGCUGACCAAUGGCGAAUUCUCCCGCAUUGACGACCGGUUCGUCACAAAGAAGUACAACCACUUCUGGCAAGCAAAGGUGGACCCGACGAAACCAUAUGAUUUCGUCAAAUGCGGCUCUCCUGCCGGUGGCUUGUUCAAUUCUCUGGGCCAUUACACAUGGCACGAGAGAACCGAAGACGUGUACUUCGCGGGACCGACGGCGACACUCCAGGAGCCAUCUUUCAUUCCGAAAGAAGGGGGAGGAGAAGGCGAGGGAUGGGUCAUCGCAUUGCUCAACCAUCUGGAUGUUCUGCGAAACGAUAUUGUCGUCCUGGAUGCUUUGGAUGUCGCAAAGGGGCCUGUAGCGGUGAUACAUCUGCCGUUCAAACUGAAGUUAGGCUUGCAUGGAAAUUUCGUGGAUCAACGGGAUAUUGAGGAAUGGCAGAAGCGGCGUUCAGCAUCGGGCGAUCUGGGGCCGGCACAGCCGGCCAAGGACCCUUUGCCGUGGCAAGUACGCCAACGAGAGUUGAGCUCUCGCCAGAGUGAGCCGAACGAAGAGAACGGUAAUGGCACAAACUGUGUCAAUGGGCAUGUUUAG